CUUUGUGGUGUUCCUAUUUUAGCAUUUUGUUGAUUUUAUUUUUAUUUUUAUGUUAUUUUACAUUACAAACUGAUGACUUCUCAGCAGGCAUCUCAUCAUUAAGAUGACAAUGGAAAGAAGGAUAAAACUAAAAACACUAAACAGUCACAUAACUUGUAAAAUUUGUCGCGGCUACUUUAUUGAUGCUACAACUGUUACAGAGUGCCUUCAUACGUUUUGCAAAAGCUGUCUGGUGAAGCACUUGGAGGAGAACAACACAUGUCCGACAUGCAGCAUUGUGAUCCACCAGUCACAUCCGCUGCAGUACAUCAGUUUCGACAGAACCAUGCAGGACAUUGUGUACAAAUUAGUUCCUGACUUACAGGACAAUGAAUUGAAACGCGAAAGAGACUUCUACCGUGCAAGAGGCCUGCCGUGUCCAAAGGAUGCAGCACUAGCCAAUGACAAACCUGGAGCGGGUGAUGAGCCAGAACAACAAGACAACAGUGACUGUCAUAGGAAAGAUGAACAAGUUAAUGUGUGCCUUGAAUGCAUAUCAACAUCUCUCCGGACGCUGAAGCGUAGCUUUAUCAGAUGUUCGUCUCAGGCGACCAUCACCCACCUUAAGAAGUUUGUAGCAAAAAAAGUAUUAAAUGGAAUAGAGAAAUAUAGAGAAAUUGACAUACUAUGUAAUGACGAAUUAUUAGGAAAAGACCAUACGUUAAAGUUUGUAUAUGUCACAAGAUGGAGGUUCCGAGACCCGCCGCUACGAUUGCAGUAUCGGCCGAAGAUAGAUAUCUAGAUAUUAGUAAUUUUUAUAUGUCUAGGCUGAUACUCUGGUCGUGGUAUGACCAUUGUCCUAUGGCACACUGAGGGAAGCUAUAUCCAGGUAUGAAAUAUGCUUAGUAAAUUAUUUAGUGUUUCUACUCUCAUCAGUUUAACACGACAGUGAAUGUGUACGAUGAACAAACAGACUGAAUCAGUGUGACUCCACCCAAUACUUACAAACUGUACAGCAUAUCAAGACAUUCUGGAAGGCUGCUGAAGAGCUCUUGCAAGACAUUUCAUGGAAUAAAAGUAUCAGGGUGUCUUUAAUCUCAUAAGAUAUCCAAAGGCUGCCAAAGUGUUGAGAGAAUUAUAAAGGCUACCAACAUAUCCAAUCUUAUCAAAGCCUCAAUGAUGUAAAGAUAUUGCGCGAGUUGAAUGCAUUCGGGGCCUGAGGUAAAGAGCGGGAGCAUCUCCCCCCGCUGUCCGCAUGCCUCCCCGCGCGCACCUGCAGUGUAGUGAUGUGCCGUCGUUGACAGUUAUCGUACGCUUAUCGUGUUAUCGCGUUUAUACUGAAGUUGCGAUCUCGUGUUAUUGUCUUGGUUUUAAUAAAUAAACUGAAACGUUUCCAUCAGGUUCCAUUUAAAACAAAAUUUUAGAGUUUUAUUAUUAUAGAUUUGGCGAAAAAUUUUGUAGACAUGUGUGUUGAAGAAAUAAGUGUGUGUGUACUUAUUACGUGCAAGAAGUUAUACUUCUUUGGCCUAUCAAAGCAAAAAUCCUUAAAAUUAUUUAUUCCUCGUACUAUUCUACGUUUGUAGAAAAAACAAUAUUGUAAAAAUCUUGCAACGAGGGCUUUGACAGUUAAUUAUUAAAUAACGAAUACGGCUGUACGGGCUUGAACCCUUAGCCUAUCCUAAUAAUGGAAGAAGGAACCAAAAAAAAAACGAAUGUCGCAAAGGUCAGAAAAUUUUAGGAACCAACUUCACCUUGUUACUUUUGUGUUACAGUGACGCGCGCGCAUCUUAAAGUUUCGCUUUCAUCAUUUUUUCACAACGCGCCAAAAGAAGUAUAACUUCAUAAGGCAAAACAAAAAUUUGAGAUUAAAUUUUUUGUUUAAAUGAUAACUUAAAGUAUUGUUUAAGUUUAUCGACACGACCAUGUUUAUGGUCAUCAAUUAUAAUUAGGUCACAUCACUAUCGCAUUCCUGAACUCUGCAUUCAACUCGCGCGUUAUCUGUACCUCUCUUAGUAUUAUUUAAAUUUAAUGUGACCACUUAUUUGUUUCUAUUUUAUAUUACUUACGUACCAUCCUUCCAGUGAGCCCAGCUCUCUUAACAAUCAGAAAUUAAGACUAUAUAUAUUAUCAUGUUAACAAAAUAAUAUAGUAGUGCAAAAUUCAGUGUUUCCAAUUAAAUUUAUACAAAGUUUUUUUUUUAAUAUUAAGCAAGUCUUAGGCUGGAUUUAGCGCUACACCGACGGUGAGCGCUGACGUCGGUCGACCGUAGCGCGUACACGUACUCGCUGACCAUGUUGCGUUAGUUAGCCAUAGUUCUUAGUUGACAGCAAACUUGAAUGCGCGUGUACAAUUGCUAAUUAAAAUUAUUGGAACGAAGUUCCUUACGGCAGGCUUGGAGGGGAUAGGGAUUUUGCUGCGCGACCGAACUGAAAAAAAUGUGAUGGUAGAACCGUAAGAUGAAAUCCGUGGAAAAAAGUGCGUGGAAUAAAACCGUUAAAUGAGACGUGCGCAGGCGCGACAGUCGCAUACACAAGCGAGUAGUGUAUAAUACCUUUCUCUUUCUCCCUCUUUUUGUCGUUUUGUUGAACUUCGUUCCUACCUGGUGUCCCACGACACCACAUCAUUUUUUUUUAUUGCCACAGCGCAUCAGCGGACCGACGAUAGCUGUACUCGAUCAUAUGUUUUCAUUGUUAUAGCUACGGUUGACCGACGUCAGCGCUGACCGUCGGUCGAGCAUCAAAUGCAGCCUUAAGAGUAUAUAAUAUACAUGACAACCAAUUGGUUUCCAUGUAUUUUUAAAACCAAUUUCAAUCGAAAUAGAUUAGUUGAAAAAUUAUUGUUAAUAAAGCAUUGAUUUGAUAUGGAUAAAUGUAAAAUAUGAACAUUGGGACUGAUAUUAUUUCAUUUUUUACCAUGGAGAAAUUUGGUGAUUUCGACGAGGGUGUAAUUUGUAGGCAUGCAGCGAAGUCGAAGGUUAAUACACGCAAGUUGUUGGAAUCGCACUGUCCACCGAGUGCUACAUAGUUUAUGGUACACCUACUAGGAAAAUAACCAAUUAUAAUAAUCCUGCCGCGCACUAUUAGCCCAAGUCCGCAGUAAGAGUCGGGACGUUAUCGCGAAGCCACUACACUCACCCCGACGAAGAACCUCCGAAUGGUCCGAAACUAGUCGGUACCCACAUCAAUAAAACGUGUGUAAAGACUUAUUAAUAAGUAAAUAAUGUCUCACGAAAGUUAUAAUAAUUUAAUUGCCAAUAUUAAUUUAUCAAAAUGAACACUGAAUACUAUUUGAUGGAUUUUUGAAAGCCUUAAAAUAGAUUAAGGUUGACACGGUUUGCUUGUAAAUUCCGUCAAAAUUUUUAAUAUCCAAAAAGAAUAUGUUAGAAAUGGAAUUAAAUAAAUUUUUGAGCCCGUAUGUUUCCCACAACAUAAAUAACUAACUUUCGGCCCAGCAUUAUUUAUUUUACUACGAAAUUUCCGAAAAUUAAAGAUAAAAGCAAUGGGAUUUUUAAGCAGUGAAGGUGUUCCGAAAGACCAUUCAAGACGUCCCGUAGAGGUCUAAUGUCUUAUGACAUAAGGGACGAGACGAGCAGGACGUUCAGCUGAUGGUAAUUGAUACGCCCUGCCCAUUACAAUGCAGUGCCGCUCAGGAUUCUUGAAAAACCCAAAAAUUCUGAACACCACUAUUGCGCUCGUCGCCUUAAGACAUAAGAUGUUAAGUCCCAUUUGCCCAGUCAUUUCACCAGCUACGGUGCCCUUCAAACCGAAACACAAUAAUGCUUACACAUUACUGCUUUACGGCAGAAAAAGGCGCCGUUGUGGUAUCCAUAAUCUAGCCGGCAUCCUGUUAAAAGGAGCCUCCCACUGUGAAAUCACUCAUCAAGUCAGUCCUGGAUAUGCUUCUUUUUAAACCCAUGACCCAAAUUAAAAGUCAGAAUGACACCUUGAAUGUAUUGACUUUGAUAUUUGAGUGCAAACAUUUAGGUUGGAUAGUUCGGUAAACCUAUGGCAUUUGGUGUCGCCAGUAAAUAAAAAUAAAUUUUGCAAUGAAGUGGGUAGCAUGUACUUAACAUAAAUAUUUUGGUCCAAAUCUUGAAAACGAAUGAACCGAUUUAUCCAUUUCAAAAUGGCCUGUUUAGUUUCUCUUUUGGCUACGGGGCCCAAUAAGUUUGUGGUAUAAUACAAUGAUUUCGUAUUUGAAAAGGUAUAGAUACCCACGUAACGUAUCAAUAGACACAUAUUAACAUUUAAAAGAUAAAUUUAACUUUGAGACAAUAUUAGUGCUGUAAAACGAUUUGUCAACAAGUCAGGAAAACAUCCUAUUUUUCUGUAACCUAAACCUUGACAAUACUGAUAGUAUUUGUGUCCUGAAAGUAUAUGAAUGAAUAAGCGGGUAUAAAGUUAAGAACAUAAUAUUUAUACCUACUUAAUACCCAAUUUGUGAUUUCGAAGUAAGAAUUUUACUCGAACUGGACUUCCUAUGAUUAGCUAAAACAUAUUUUAUGUUUAUUGAAUAUAUAUAUUUCUUUUGUUAUUUUGUUUUUAGUAUAAACUUUAAAUUAAUUUUAGUGUAAGUAAACAAUGUUAGUGUAAGUAAUAAAAUUUUUGCAGACUAAAUUAUAUGUAAAUAUUAUAUAUAUA
Molecule: messenger RNA, 4619 nt
Organism: Leptidea sinapis
Lineage: Eukaryota; Metazoa; Arthropoda; Insecta; Lepidoptera; Pieridae
Gene: l(3)73Ah
Product: polycomb group RING finger protein 3
Exons: 5
Coding region: 104-781 (225 amino acids)
Biological process (GO): regulation of transcription by RNA polymerase II
Cellular component (GO): PRC1 complex
Source: RefSeq, a predicted model, not a curated record